GACUGCAUGUGUGAAUGUCGCCACAGGGCGGCGCUUCUCCGUGAGUUCGAGCGGGAAAUAAUUGACCUGAACUUCCCGUGAAGCUGUAAAACGCUGCGAGCUGUUAUCGAGAAAAUCACACUUCUGUUAUUGUCGACGGACGAGGACAUUUGCAAAGUAUGAACAUAUACUUUUGUGGAAGCAUCCGAGGAGGGAGACAGGACGUGAAUAUCUACCAGAGAAUAGUGAAGAAAUUGCAGCAGCAUGGCAAGGUUUUAACAGAGCAUGUCAGCUAUGACAGUCUGUCUGAAAAGGGUGAAGAUGCAGCUUUGGAAGGAGAUAAAGCGAUUCAUGAUCGAGAUCUGGAGUGGCUGAUGAUGUCUGAUGUGAUAGUAGCUGAGGUGACACAGCCGUCAUUAGGAGUUGGUUAUGAACUUGGUCGAGCUGUGGCAAUGAACAAGAGGAUUCUCUGUCUCUUCAGACCUUCUUCUGGAAAAGUGCUGUCUGCCAUGAUCAGAGGAGCAUCGACAAACUCCCUCUUCCAUGUACAGGACUACACAGAGGAUGAAGUCGAGAGUUUCUUGGAGAAAUACUUUGAUAGUAUCACCAAGAAGUGAUGAACACAUUUCAGUGAAUCAUAAGAGAUAAGCACAACUCUAUGCUGCUCUUCUCAUUUCGGUAGGACGGUCUUCCUUUGGUGGCCAUAAGCAUUUUAGCAUUUCACAUUUUUAGUGAAAAUGUAAAUUAAGCAGUGUAUUGUUAGUACAUGUGAAUAAAUCUGUUACUUGGGAUCAUAUAAAUAAAUGGUGGUACAUAAA
Messenger RNA from Megalobrama amblycephala (Wuchang bream), 797 nucleotides. RefSeq names its product 2'-deoxynucleoside 5'-phosphate N-hydrolase 1 (gene dnph1). Gene Ontology annotation, molecular function: 5-hydroxymethyl-dUMP N-hydrolase activity. Bases 159 to 596 code for a protein of 145 amino acids. The transcript has 4 exons. The record is from RefSeq and is a predicted model, not a curated record. Gene Ontology annotation, cellular component: nucleus. Gene Ontology annotation, biological process: deoxyribonucleoside monophosphate catabolic process. NCBI's taxonomy places the organism in Eukaryota, Metazoa, Chordata, Actinopteri, Cypriniformes, Xenocyprididae.